GUCUGUACGGAGGGAGCGACGGACGCACCGCUACCGGCCCGGUGCCCGCAGCCCGGCCCCGGUGAGUCGCGCCGUUCCGGUGCUCCGCGGCGGGGCCGGUGCCGCUCGGUGCGCUCCGUCCCGGGUUUGGCUCACGGGGCGGUACGGCCGUUCCGUGCCCGGUUCCCGGUGCGGUUCCCGGUACGGUUCUCGAUUACGGUUCUCGAUGGCUCCGUUCGCUCCGCGUACCGGGAGCGGCGGGGACGGGAACUGCCGGCGGACGCGGACACGUCGGCGGGCGCGGUGCCAGGAGGGGGGGGGGUGGGGGGCUGCGCGCACCGCUCGGGACUCGGCGAGCGAUCCCGGGGCUGCGGCGGCGGCGGCGGAUAACCGGGCACCGGGACGCGUCCCCUCCUCUCGCCCUGACCGUGCCGGCGCUGCCGGUUCGCCGCUCCGGUGCUCCCGGCCCACGCGUGGCACCGUCCCGAGGAUCGGUGGCGGCUGAGCCCCUCGGGAAGCACAGACAGAGGGGGUGCCGAGCCCUGAGCGCCCCCAACCCCCCUCCGCUGCGCUCUGUCCCCAUUGGUGUCCCCGCAUCCCCGUGUCCUUCUGCGUGGGGCCUGCCGAGGACCUGCCCUGCCCCGCUGAGCUCACGGUUGGGAAUGACACCCGAUGGCACAACCGGGGCCGCGCUGAUGGUUCACCCAAUUCCAGGCAGUCUGCGUGGGGGUGCCCACGGUGCCCGCCCCCCCCACACCCCCCCCUUCGGGCACCCUGAGCUCUGUGGACUCUGCCCUGCACCCAGCUCUGUGCUGUGCUCCCCCCGGGCCGCUGCCCCCGCUGCUGUUUGUCCGGGGCGGGGUGCGGUGUUUACCCUCACACCAAACAACGGCUGCUGUCUUGGGCUGUGGCUGCCCUUGACCGGGGGGCUGCUCCCUUUUGGGGUGAGGGGAUGUGGGGCUGCGCUCUUUGGGUACCCGGGGCCCCUCCUGGCCUCGAGCUCUGGGUGCCGCCUUUGGGUUCGGUGCCUUCGGGUUGAGUCUCGCCGUGCCUCAGUUUCCCAUAGCAGAGCCAGGCUGGUGGCUCUCUGGGCACAGCUCCCACAUGGUGGGUGGGGGUCUUACGGGUUGGGGUCCCCCCCGGUGCCCGCUGAGGGCACGCGGUGGUGGUAGCUCUGAGUACGGAAAGAGGGGAACUUCAGCUUGGAGCCCAGAGAAGGGGAAGCUGUGGGGCUGCAGAGGGAUGUGGGGCAGUGGGACUGCGCUGUGGGGGCUCUGUGCAGCGAGAAGGGGCAGCUCCUGGGCUGGGGGGCGUGGGGGGGGGGACGGAGCGGGUUAACCUGGCUGCUGCCACGCUGAGGCCUGGGGGAGGUGACCAGCGGGUUGGGGGCGUGGAGAAAAGCAUCCGGGGGGGGGCUCUGAGGGCUUUGCAGGGCACCCCCCCCUCUCGUUCUGCAGGCAGCAGUGCUGAGCCCGAAGCUGAGGACGCGGCUCUGCCAGCUGCUGCCAUGCACCCUCGGUGCACACGUGGCACACGAAGGCCCCGAGCGCACACACGCGGGGGGUUGGGGGGGGGAAGUGGGGGAGGGUGGUGGGCGCAGCCCCGCAGCCCGGCCCUGGAGGGUGGGUGGGUGUCCUCAGACGGAGCAGGAACUUCUCCUUCGGGGCGGCGGUGGAUGAUGAAACCACGCAGAAAUCUCUCUCCUGGCAGCGCUGGCUGCUGGCGGGAGCCCCCGGGAGCGCUCGCACUCCCCCAGUGCCGGGGCCUUUCCAUAGAAACCCCCCCCCUCCCCAGUGGAGCGCUGGUGGAGGAGGGGGGGUGUGGGGGGUGGGAGCGGGGCUGCCGUCCCCGCAGCUCCCGUGUCCCUGGGGCAGAGCCGCAUCCCCGCGUUGAGCUGCGUGUCCACACCCCGCUGAGCCCCGGGGCGACCGGGGACGGAGCGAGGGGCCGGGCUGAGACCCGUCCAACUCGCUUCGUGCCAGGGAGGUGAGGACGAUGGCGAGCCCCGAGGACGACCUGAUCGGCAUCCCCUUCCCCGAGCACAGCAGCGAGCUGCUGAGCAGCCUGAACGAGCAGCGGCACCUCGGGGUGCUGUGCGACGUCACCAUCAAGACGCAGGGCUUGGAGUACCGCACGCACCGCGCCGUGCUGGCCGCCUGCAGCCGCUACUUCAAGAAGCUGUUCGCGGGGCCGGGGCCGGGCCAGGAGGUCUGCGAGUUGGACUUUGUGGGGCCGGAGGCGUUGGGAGCUCUGCUGGAGUUCGCCUACACCGCCACGCUGACCAUCAGCAGCUCCAACAUGGGCGAGGUGCUGCAGGCAGCCCAGCUGCUGGAGAUCCCGUGCGUCAUCGCCGCCUGCGCCGACAUCCUGCAGUGCCACGGCUUGGAAGCUCCCGGCCCCGAUGACGACGACUGCGAGCGCGCCCGUCGGUACCUGGAGGCGUUCGCCACCCUCCCCGACGGGGACGCCCCCGCCGCUCCCCCCGCCCGCCCCGCCGCUCGCCGCAGCAAGAAGACCCGCAAGUUCCUGCAGGCGCGCGGCGCUCGCCUCAACAACCACAGCGAGGAGCCGCCCGCCGAGGCCGAAGGCUCCCACAGCCCCCUGCCCGCCCCGCAGCCCCCUUCUCCACCCCCGGCGCCCGAGGGCUUGGCGCAGCCCUACGAGCCCUUCGAGGUGCCCGAGGAGGAGGAGCUGCCGCCGCACGCCUUCCCCUUCCCGUACCAGAUGUCACCCGAGGAGGGCGGCUCGGACGACGACGCCAUCGACCCCGACCUGAUGGCGUAUCUGAGCUCGCUGCACCACGAGGCGCUGGCGCCCGGGCUGGAUAGCCCCGAUAAAUUGGUGCGCAAACGGCGUUCCCAAAUGCCCCAGGAGUGCCCCGUGUGCCACAAAGUCAUCCACGGCGCCGGCAAGCUGCCGCGCCACAUGCGCACGCACACGGGGGAGAAGCCCUUCGCCUGCCAGGUGUGCGGCGUGCGCUUCACGCGGAACGACAAGCUGAAGAUCCACAUGCGCAAGCACACGGGCGAGCGGCCCUACUCGUGCCAGCACUGCAGCGCCCGCUUCCUGCACAGCUACGACCUGAAGAACCACAUGCACCUGCACACGGGCGCGCGGCCCUACGAGUGCUACCUCUGCCACAAAGCCUUCGCCAAGGACGACCACCUGCAGCGGCACCUCAAGGGUCAGAACUGCCUGGAGGUCCGCACCCGACGCCGACGCCGCGAAGACCCCCCCCCUCCGCCGACCCCCGACGCGCCGCCCGGCAUCGACCUCUCCAACGGGCGCCUGGAGGGGCUGCGCCUCUCCCUCGCUCGUUAUUGGGGGCCGGCGCAGAUAAAGGAGGAGGAGGAGGAGCCGGAGAUGGAGAUGGAGCCCGAGGCUGAAGAGGGGCCGCAGCCGGACGGCAUGGUGCCCGUGGAGAUGGUGUAGAGCGGCGGCCCCGGUGGGGAACGAUGGGGGGCGGUGGGCUGAGCCGGGCUGAGCCGGGCCGGGCUGGGCUGGGCCGGGCCAGGGGAUGCCAGGCUGAGCUGAGCCGGGCUGGGCUGAGCUGGGCUGGGCUGCACCGGGCCGGGCUGAGCUGUGCUGAGCUGAGCUGGGUUGUAGCAGGCUGGGCUGAGCUGGGCUGAGCCGUGCCGGGCUGAGCCGUGCCAGGCUGAGCUGUGCUGGGCUGAGCCAUGCCAGGCCAAGCCAUGCCAGGCCAAGCCGUGGCAGGCUGAGCUGUGCCAGGCCAACCUAUACCAGGCUGAGCUGUGCUGGGCUGAGCUGUGCCAGGCCAAGCCUUGCCAGGCCAAGCCGUGGCAGGCUGAGCUGUGCCAGGCCAACCUAUGCCAGGCUGAGCUGUGCUGGGCUGAGAGCUGUGCCAGACCGAGCCAUGCCAGGCCAACCUAUGCUAGACCAACCCAUGCCGGGCCAAGCUGUGCUGGGCUGAGCCGUGCCAGGCCAACCCAUGCCAGGCUGCACCGUGCAGGUCCGUGCCGAGCCGUGCAGGUCCGUGCCGAGCCGUGCUGGUCCGUGCCGAGCCGGUCCAAGCGGUCCAAUCAGCACCGAACGGCAGAGUUCUGCGCUGUGCCGCUCCGGGCUGAGCGGAGCCGUUCCGUUCCGGGCUGCUCCGUGCCGGGCCGUAUUACGCCCAGCGCAGCCCCGGCCGUGCCGUGCGGUACCGGGCCGGACCGGAGCGUACCGUCCCGCACCGGGCCGUACCCUCCGGGCGUGGGGAGGAGCGGAGCGGUCCCGCCCGUGUCCCGGAGCAGCGCUGCCCGCCGCGCCCCACCGCGCUCCGUUCCUGUUUUUCCCGUCACGGUUUGUUCUGAAUUAUGCAAAGGGGGAAAUUCCCCCCUGGCGGAUUUGCACAAUGGGGCGGGGGGGGCCCCGCCGCCGCCGCCGCCGCCGCCGCCGCUCAUUCCUUCCCCCCCCCACCCCGUAUUCCCGGGGCAGCCCCCGCCGCCGUGCAGGGACCGGACCCCCCCCCUCCCCCCAACCCUUCCUCUCCCCCCGGUUCCAUCCCCGGGAACCGAAGCGCGGCACCGGGCGGGGGUUCCCGGUGGGGCGGCGGGGGGGGUCCCCGCCGCUCGUCCCGCGCUGUAUAUAGCUUAACCCCGGAGCCCCCCCCCUCCCUUCCCCGAGCAGCCCCCCCCCGGCGAGCCCCCCUCGCCCCUGCACUCCCGGCUGCUUUCUCUCGUUGCACUAUUCCGGGUGAGCCCCCCCGGGACCCCCCCCACCCCCUUCGGGGUGGCCGGGUUCCCCCCCUCCCCCCACACCCCCCGCCUGCCCUUUGCACAUGGCCCCAGGGCGCACACCCGGGGGGGGGAGAGGGGGGGGGGGGGAAGGGGAAGGGGGGGACGACCGGCACUAUUUGCCUACAAGCAGAGUUUAUCUAUAUUUAAAACAAAACAAAAAAGAUGAUGUAAUAUAUACCCACCCCCCCCCUCCCUACCCCAGGACCCCCUCCC
Gallus gallus (chicken) is the source of this 4931-nucleotide messenger RNA. RefSeq names its product zinc finger and BTB domain containing 7B (gene ZBTB7B). The transcript has 3 exons. The record is from RefSeq and is a predicted model, not a curated record. NCBI's taxonomy places the organism in Eukaryota, Metazoa, Chordata, Aves, Galliformes, Phasianidae. Gene Ontology annotation, molecular function: RNA polymerase II cis-regulatory region sequence-specific DNA binding; protein binding; DNA-binding transcription factor activity, RNA polymerase II-specific. Bases 1975 to 3411 code for a protein of 478 amino acids. Gene Ontology annotation, biological process: regulation of transcription by RNA polymerase II; positive regulation of gene expression.